AUGCUCGCCGAGAGGCUCACUAGGCUGUGUAUCAUGGAGAAGGCGACGACCAACAGCCCCCAUGUAUCUUUUCGCGUAACACAACUUCUUCCUAAAUUCUCGAAGUUGGAGAACCUUGCUAUCGAGUCGAUAGGAAGGAUUAUCUAUGGAGGUGACACUGGCUGGACCACGGACCCCAUUGAACUUCCCUACCUCUCUAAACUCUCUAUUCGUGCCGAGAACACCAGUUUUUUCCCUAUCAUCGUCCGAUCUUUUUUCUCUCCUGUCUUGGAGGCCGUCUCAGUCGACGCGCCGUUGGGCUGCAGCGAUAGCGCAUUUUUUCACUUAUUUGACUCCCAUACAUCAACUCUCAAAUCCCUCACGUACCAUUUCACCUACUCCCUCUCUGAACUUCGGGUCCGGGACAGUUUAUCUGAGUACGACGCAUCGAUCCUGGAGGACCCUAAGGAUUAUUAUGGCCGUAAAUGUGAAUUAUACGGCUCUCUUUGGACCAGCGCAUCCAGCAUCGAGUCCUUCAUCCUCUGCGACCACACUGACUGCUCGAUAUCAUUUCUCGAGUGUCUCAUCGCCCUUAUCUUUCGGCUCGAUCCCAAUGGAUUACUGAACGCUAUCGAGGGCUACAGGUCCAUGCCGAAACUGUUGGACUUAACUAUCCAGAUCAGGCCCAUUACGUCGGAGUGGUACCUGCAACGGUUCGCGACCAUCCUCCACAACAUUCUAGCGUCGAGAGCUCAGUUUCGAGAGUUGGCGCUAGCGGGGCUGUUGCCGCAUCUCGUAUCGAGUUUGGACUUUGAGUCACUUCGUCGUCGAGCCAGGUUACGAAUCGUUUUCAUCGUCGAGCCAUCCGACGUUUCAGAGUACGUCAAGGACAUAACCGAUACCUCUUCGAACGCUCAUUGUGACUCUGAUCUACUUGAACGACACGAAUGCAUCGACUACUGCACUUCCGUCAUUCGAGAAAAACUACAAAAGUUUGUUUCGCCGUCGCGUACUCCUUCUCUUCGCCCCGAACAGUGCUUGGAUUUAUCGUUUGGGGUUCUGAGGGAAGAAGGUCAUGCGUAUUGCGGAGAAGAAGGGUUGGAGCAGCCGUAUGAUACGAGGUUUUUGCCAACGAGAGCUACGCUCUGAGAGGUGUAUGACACGAGCCGCGAAUUUCUCUGGUGUAUUAGUAUCGGGCGAAGGAUAUCAGCAUGUACUGUUUCAAUUUGUAUUUGUU
Molecule: messenger RNA, 1216 nt
Organism: Stereum hirsutum FP-91666 SS1
Lineage: Eukaryota; Fungi; Basidiomycota; Agaricomycetes; Russulales; Stereaceae
Exons: 1
Coding region: 1-1128 (375 amino acids)
Source: RefSeq, a predicted model, not a curated record